GAGAGGGCGCCAGCUCACCGGGGAUUAGAGCAAAGCCGCCGCGGAGUUGCAGGACACAGUCUCCGGUAUAGGAGAAGACAGGCGGUCCGGGGCAGAAGCCAAAAGGUCGAUUCGGACUGCCCCCUUUGGCUGCCGUGUCGUGGGGUCUCUGGUUCGGCGUGACGGGUCGUACAUUCCCUCCCCGAGGCCUCGGUGUGACGUGGAAAUGCCGUUGCUGUUCCUGGAGCGGUUCCCGUGGCCCAGCUUGCGGACGUACACCGGCCUGAGCGGCCUAGUGCUGGGCCUGAGUGUCCUGAGCGCUUACCGCAGCCUGAGCACCGAGUUAGCCGAAGACGAGGAGAGCUGGCCGCAGCUGGCCGGGGAGCUGGGCCGGUACCUGGUGUCUGACAGCCUCGGGGUGUGGGUUCUGGUGAAUACAGUGUGCUGCCUGCUGAUGCUGAUCGCAAAGCUGAUCCAGCGUGUGGUGUUUGGCCCCCUGCGUGUCAGCGAGCGGCAGCAUCUGAAAGACAAGUUUUGGAACUUUAUCUUUUAUAAGUUCAUCUUCAUCUUCGGGGUUCUGAACGUGCAGACCGUGGAGGAGGUGGUGCUGUGGUUCCUGUGGUUCGCCGGCCUGGUCUUCCUCCACCUUAUGGUCCAGCUGUGCAGAGACAGAUUUGAGUAUCUGUCCUUUUCUCCCACCACGCCGAUGAGCUGCCACGUGCGGGUUCUGGUUCUUCUGAACGCCAUGCUGGUGGUGUGCUGCGCUCUGGCCGUGCUCUGCGGGUUCGCCGGAUACGCACACGGGAUGCACACGCUGGCUUUCAUGGCCGCCGAGUGUAUACUGGUGACAACAAGAACGGCUCAUGUAGUGUUACGCUAUGUUAUUCAUCUUUGGGAUCUCAAUCAUGAAGGCACAUGGGAAGGAAAGGGGACAUACGUGUAUUACACAGACUUCGUCAUGGAGCUCGGUCACCUGUCUGUGGACCUGAUGCAUCAUAUUCACAUGCUGUUGUUUGGUAAUAUCUGGCUCUCAAUGGCCAGUCUGGUGAUCUUUAUGCAACUCCGACACCUCUUUCACGAGCUGCAACGCAGACUGCGCCGCCACAAGAACUACCUGCGAGUCGUUGGCAACAUGGAAGCUCAUUUUUCUGUAGCGACCCCGGAGGAACUGGAAGCCAAUAACGACGACUGUGCCAUCUGCUGGGAUUCCAUGCAGUCUGCACGCAAACUACCCUGUGGGCAUCUCUUCCACAACUCAUGCCUCCGCUCCUGGCUGGAACAAGACACUUCAUGCCCAACUUGCAGGAUGUCUUUAAAUAUGGCGGAUGGCAACAGACCCCCAGGAGAGCCUCAAAGGGACAACACUGACCAGAAUAUGAUCCCCCUGACCGUGACGGACGCACGAUCCCGCUUGAACCAUCAUAACCACUUCUUCCAUUUUGAUGGCUCGCGAUUUGCCAGCUGGCUGCCAAGCUUCUCGGUGGAAGUGAUGCAUACUACCAAUAUCUUGGGAAUAGCGCAGGCUCAUAACUCACAGCUAAACGCCAUGGCGCAGCAGGUUCUAGACAUGUUCCCACAGGUUCCGUAUCACCUGGUCCUGCAAGACCUGCAGCUCACUCGCUCAGUAGAGAUGACGACAGAUAAUAUUUUGGAGGGUCGUAUACAAGUUCCUUUUCCCACACAGAGGCCAGAUGAAAUCAGAAUUGCGAAUGACGAUUCAUCAGAAAGUAACAGCCAGACAGAUCAGCAGCCUGAGCGCGUUCCAUUGGACUUGAGUCCAAACCUGGAAGAAUUUGAAGAGUUUGGGGAAGCAGAGCCACCACCCAACGAGGCUGAAGACUUUGAGGCCAGAGGAAGCAGAUUCUCUAAGUCUGCCGAGGAGAGGCAGAGAAUGUUGGUUCAGAGGAAGGAUGAUAUGGUUCAACUCGCUAGAAGGCGUUAUUUAAUCAAAAGUCCUGAAGAACAAGACGACACCAGCGCAUCAUCGUCUGCCCGGAGUCCUUUCUCAGCAGAAGUGCCUCCAGAUUCGGUGACGCUGCGCAGACGAAUGCUGGCAGCGGCAGCAGAACGUCGGCUUCAGUCGGGGCAGUCUCCUGAGUGACCCCCAGAGCAUGCGGAUACCUCCUAACCCUCCUCCUCCUUGUACCUGAGGUGCACACACAGACUCCAUUGCACCUUAUUAAAGAGCUGUGUUGGCUCCCAGUCUCAGAUUUUGUAACCUUAUAUUUUUCUGCAAUAUGUAUAGAUUAUAAUUGAAUCUGCAUCUU
This is a messenger RNA of Spea bombifrons (plains spadefoot toad), 2246 nucleotides long. RefSeq names its product autocrine motility factor receptor (gene AMFR). Gene Ontology annotation, cellular component: ubiquitin ligase complex; endoplasmic reticulum; cytosol. Bases 206 to 2080 code for a protein of 624 amino acids. Gene Ontology annotation, biological process: endoplasmic reticulum unfolded protein response; ubiquitin-dependent protein catabolic process; protein K48-linked ubiquitination. Gene Ontology annotation, molecular function: ubiquitin binding; ubiquitin protein ligase activity. The transcript is spliced from 14 exons. The record is from RefSeq and is a predicted model, not a curated record. NCBI's taxonomy places the organism in Eukaryota, Metazoa, Chordata, Amphibia, Anura, Pelobatidae.